AUGUAUGUUUGGGUAGUAUCUGAAACCUCCGCGUGUCUGAACUUCUUUGGAACACAGAAACUUGAACGCGAAAUCAAGAUCUGGACCGGAUUGAAACAUCAGUAUAUAUUGUGCCUGCUUGGCAUCGCAACAGGUUUUGGUCCAUUUCGAGCAUUGGUUUCCCCCUGGAUGCCGAACGGGACAUUGAACUCCUAUCUUCGUGAAAAUACAACCCUUGCGAGGUUGGACAGGCUUCGCAUUCUUAAACAGAUUACCGAGGGGCUCAAAUAUCUCCACGACAAUGACGUGAUUCACGGCGAUCUGACCAGUAAAAAUGUCCUAAUCGCUGUUGAUGGAUCCCCGCGCCUUGCAGACUUCGGUGUUUCGAAUAUCAUGGUAGAAUCUAAUCCGGCAUUCUCCUUCCACAAUGGCGCAGUUUGUUGGGCAGCUCCAGAACUCCUCUUCCCGGAAGGUGAAACCGUGCCAUGUGCCACCAAAUCCAGUGAUAUAUAUGCUCUUGGGUGUAUCAUGCUUGAGGUAUUAUACAGCAAAACACCCUACUGGUGGAUUAGCCAGAAUGCCGUGCAAGUUGUGUCAUCAAAGUACAAAGGCCAAGAGCCCAUAAAUAACACCAUGCAAAUUCAAGCACGUCAUCUGGAUUUCUUGCGGCGGUGCUGGUCAAUCAAUAGUGAGAGUCGUCCAUCAGUGGAGGAGGUACUGGGCUUUCUCGCUGAGAAAGCUAUGUCUGACUGGGUCUCAUCUACAUAAUAUCGCUGUUCGGAACUGGUUCAUUCUCGUCUUUUUUAUUCUAGCUGCCUCAUGUUGAGAGCCGAUGUGUCCGAGGGAAGUAAGGCCGAGAGAGAGAGAGCUGAGAAAGGAAAGGACGAUACGGCCGAAGAAUAGAGCACAUCGAGUGCGAGC
Messenger RNA from Suillus fuscotomentosus, 900 nucleotides. RefSeq names its product kinase-like domain-containing protein. The transcript is spliced from 5 exons. The record is from RefSeq and is a predicted model, not a curated record. Gene Ontology annotation, molecular function: protein kinase activity; ATP binding. Lineage: Eukaryota; Fungi; Basidiomycota; Agaricomycetes; Boletales; Suillaceae. Gene Ontology annotation, biological process: protein phosphorylation. Bases 1 to 747 code for a protein of 248 amino acids.